Molecule: messenger RNA, 1668 nt
Organism: Microthlaspi erraticum
Lineage: Eukaryota; Viridiplantae; Streptophyta; Magnoliopsida; Brassicales; Brassicaceae
Source: the annotation of a GenBank genome assembly
AUGCGUAAGGCAAGUGGCUGUGAUGUGAAUGUGUAUUUAUAUCAAAGGGAAAAUAGACAUCUUCUCUGCCAUUUCCAUCGAUUUCGCCAUAACAAGCUCUUUUGCUUUCUCACCCAUUCUUCACCCUUGGCCCAUCUCUCAUCUCUCUCUCCCUCUCUCUCUCUCGCGCUUGCUCACUCUCAGGUCUCAAGGAACAAAGGUAAAAGAACACAAAACCAGAAAAUGGUGAAGAUAUGCUGCUUAGGAGCAGGCUAUGUUGGUGGUCCAACCAUGGCGGUGAUGGCUCUCAAAUGCCCUGAGAUUGAAGUAGCCGUCGUCGACAUCUCCGAGCCAAGGAUCAACGCCUGGAACAGUGACAAGCUUCCCAUCUACGAGCCGGGCUUGGACGAUGUGGUGAAGCAAUGCAGAGGGAGAAACCUCUUCUUCAGCACGGAUGUGGAGAAACACGUCUUUGAGAGUGACAUUGUAUUCGUCUCAGUCAACACUCCAACCAAAACACAAGGUCUCGGCGCCGGCAAAGCCGCUGAUCUCACUUACUGGGAGAGUGCUGCUCGUAUGAUCGCUGACGUCUCCAAAUCCAGCAAGAUCGUCGUUGAGAAAUCCACUGUUCCCGUGAGAACAGCAGAGGCUAUUGAGAAGAUACUGACUCAUAACAGCAAAGGGAUAGAGUUUCAGAUCCUCUCAAACCCUGAGUUUCUUGCUGAAGGCACUGCAAUUAAAGACCUUUAUAACCCAGACCGUGUGCUGAUUGGUGGUAGAGACACUCCAGCUGGUCAAAAGGCCAUUGAAGCGUUAAGAGAUGUUUACGCUCAUUGGGUUCCAGUGGAACAGAUCAUCUGCACUAACCUCUGGUCCGCUGAGCUCUCUAAGCUUGCAGCAAACGCAUUCUUGGCUCAGAGGAUAUCAUCUGUCAAUGCCAUGUCAGCUCUGUGCGAGGCAACAGGCGCUGAUGUCACGCAAGUUGCUCAUGCCGUGGGUACGGAUACUAGAAUCGGUCCUAAGUUCUUGAACGCAAGUGUUGGCUUUGGUGGAUCAUGUUUCCAAAAGGAUAUCCUGAAUCUUAUCUAUAUAUGUGAGUGCAACGGCUUGCCUGAGGUAGCUAAUUACUGGAAGCAAGUCGUGAAGGUGAACGACUAUCAGAAAAUCCGGUUUGCGAACCGGGUGGUUUCUUCGAUGUUCAACACGGUCUCGGGAAAGAAAAUUGCCAUCCUCGGUUUCGCCUUCAAGAAGGACACAGGUGACACUAGAGAGACUCCUGCAAUUGAUGUUUGCAACAGAUUAGUCGCUGACAAGGCCAAGCUGAGCAUAUACGACCCACAAGUCUCUGAAGAACAGAUGAGGAAAGAUCUUUCCAUGGCUAGGUUUGACUGGGACCAUAAGGUUCCUCUUCCGCAGUAUAAAGCUGAAGGCGUCUCAGAGCAAGUGAGUGUCGUCUCAGAUGCUUACGAGGCGAGUAAAGAUGCGCACGGCCUUUGUGUGUUAACCGAGUGGGACGAGUUUAAGUCGUUGGACUUCAAGAGAAUCUUUGACGGUAUGCAGAAGCCUGCUUUUGUGUUUGAUGGUAGGAACAUUUUGGAUGCAGAGAAGCUGCGUGAGAUUGGGUUUAUUGUCUACUCCAUUGGUAAACCUCUGGAUUCAUGGCUCAAGGACAUGCCUUCUGUGGCCUGA